Molecule: messenger RNA, 771 nt
Organism: Aphanomyces astaci
Lineage: Eukaryota; Oomycota; Saprolegniomycetes; Saprolegniales; Verrucalvaceae
Exons: 2
Coding region: 1-771 (256 amino acids)
Biological process (GO): transcription initiation at RNA polymerase III promoter
Cellular component (GO): transcription factor TFIIIC complex
Molecular function (GO): histone acetyltransferase activity
Source: RefSeq, a predicted model, not a curated record
AUGACGUUCACCGCGGCGGUGUGGGGUCCUCGAGGCUCUGCGCCCAACAUGUCGUGUGCCAUCGCGACUUUGACGUCCAGCGGACAGGUGGGCGUGUACUACCCAUCCACAUUGGACUUGCAAUGGAAGGAAGUGGUGUCAGUGUCGAGUCUCUUGAAGCGCCACGUAGCCGCCAACUCGUGGUCGCACGUCACCGCGGCCAUCGAGGCGCACAACGCGACAGACUUGCUCGUCACGGUGCCGUUGUCGCGCUUUCCCCAGCAGCAAAAAAACAAAGCCAGCAUCAACGCCGCGUUCGACGCCAAGCGACAGAAACUGUCGGCGUCGUUCGUCGACAAGGUGGAACUGCAGUCGGUUACCACGUUGGCGUGGUCCACUGCAACCUACGACCCGACGACGGGAGCCAGCAUGUCUUACGUGGCGCUCUGUGGGAAGAGACUCUCGACGGUGUGGCGGUACGAGCACAACUACGCUGGGACCAACGGGUUGUUCACAUCCCGUUUGGAUGAAUCGCCGGUGGCCACGGCCGUGACGGGCGUGUAUGGCUGGCCCACAUGCAGCGCUUGGAUGUUCAUGGAAACCGACGCGCUCGUCGUCGGCACAUCGAGCGGAAACGUCCUCAUGAUGCGCUUGACCCGCCAAGAGGGCAGCGGCGGCAGGAUAGCGCUGGAGGACUCCCUCAUUGAAACACUAUUUUCUGAGAAUAGAAACAGUAGUACUGUUUUAAUCAGGGAAUUGUUCCCUACACACACAUCCCCAGGCAAGCCUUAG